Salvia hispanica is the source of this 2839-nucleotide messenger RNA. RefSeq names its product putative protein kinase 1 (gene PPK1). Gene Ontology annotation, molecular function: protein serine/threonine kinase activity; ATP binding; protein serine/threonine/tyrosine kinase activity. Gene Ontology annotation, cellular component: kinetochore; nucleus. Gene Ontology annotation, biological process: mitotic spindle assembly checkpoint signaling; meiotic spindle assembly checkpoint signaling; protein localization to kinetochore. Lineage: Eukaryota; Viridiplantae; Streptophyta; Magnoliopsida; Lamiales; Lamiaceae. The record is from RefSeq and is a predicted model, not a curated record.
UUUGCGAUUUCAAAAUCCUCUUCUCUCACAGAGAGUGAACAGUUCUUUGAUGGAUGCUUCUCCGUGAAUGUGGUUUUCUCGGCAAGUAUUCGUGGAGAAUCGGAAAUGCUUGAUCGAUUGAUCGAUGGAAGGGGAGCCGGAGCAGCGCCGUCCGAUUAGCCUCAGCUCCACCAGCAACUCGACGUCGUCGUCCUCAUCCUCGUCGCGGCCCACUCCCGGCUUCGUGCGCGAUAUGCAAGCCGCCUUCAAACGACACCGUCCAAUAGCUGUGAUGCAUAAGCCGGUAAGAAAUGUGGUUCCUCAGCGAGAGACUCCAAAGGAAUCAAGUAUAAGACCACAAUCAAUAUUGGAUUCCGAAAAAUGCAAAGGGGAUAUCCUGCAGAGUCGGAGGAUGCAGUCACUGCGAUGUUCCAAUAAUGAUGAUGUUCCAAUAACUCCACUUUCAGAAGGGGUUACCACAGUAGAUGCACAUGAUGUAAAUAUGAAGCUUUUCAAUACCCAGAGAGAUGGACCUACUAGGCCUCAGAUCAAUGAUGCAGUUGCUUUGUUGGGACCAGGACCUGGGAAUGCUCUACAAGAAAUUCAGAGGAAGGUUCAUUUUUCCAGCAAUGCCAUUGCCACAUCUUGUGGGGCCGAUGAUCAAAUGGCCACUGGAACAGGUGAUUUGUUGUCUCAUAUGGAUUCACUUGCAUUGACAGAAAAGAUGAUGGUUAUGGAUAAUCAAGUGGAUACAUCAGUUGCAGCCAAUCAGGACUGGAGAAAUCAUAAUCUUCAAGGUAUGGAAAUGGAAAACAGUCUUAGGUCUGAGGGAGGUAUUACUUCUGUGUUGACUGGAAGGACAAUGGGUGCUCAUGAUCAGCUCCACCAGUUUGGAAACUUUUUGCAGAAUGAUUUGAAUAAUGCCAUGACACAGUCUUCAGCGGUUGGAUCUUCUUGUGUUACUUCAACGCUUAUGAACUCAAGCUCUGCUCCUAUGAUUAAUUCAACAACUUAUUGCUCACAAUCUCAAGCAGGCGGUGCUCGAUUGGGCACUGGUCCAGCUGAAGAAGCUGAAGGGAAAAUGAACACAGUCCAGCCAUCAUGUUCUUUAUCCAAGAGUACUGGUGGAACUGGAGAAUCUGCUCCUCAGUCAGCUGUGACCUCACAAGCUAUCUGCUCUGCUCUUGCAACAGAGAUGGAAGUCAAUAAAUCUUCUGAUCCAUGUAAGGAGCUGCAGACUAGUUUGCCGCAUAAUUAUAGUAUUACUAAAGAUUCUUCUCUAGUAGACAACAGCAAUCCAGUCAAGGGAGACGUUCCCAGUGUAAAAUCUCAACUUCCACCAUCUGACGUACCUCCAUCAGAUAUGAAACUGGAAAAUUCCAAGUCAGAGAAACUAGAAAGUGGUGCCACUGGUAAAGCAACAUCAACUUCUCGUAAGAAGGGUUAUGAUCCUGACUUAUAUUUCAAAGUCAAUGGGAAGCUCUAUCAAAGACUUGGCAAGAUAGGUAGUGGUGGAAGUAGUGAGGUCCAUAAAGUUAUAUCAUCAGAUUGCACAAUAUAUGCCUUGAAGAAGAUAAAACUUAAAGGCCGUGACUAUGCCACUGCAUUUGGAUUCUGCCAAGAAAUAGAGUACUUAGACAAACUGAGGGGAAAGAACAACAUUAUUAACCUGGUUGAUUAUGAGGUGACAGAUAAAACUUUACUAAGGGAAGUGAUGCAAGGUUCAAUGAGUAAUAAGGAACGCAGGGUUAGAGAUGAUGGGUUCGUAUACAUGGUACUUGAACAUGGAGAAAUUGAUUUAGCUCACAUGCUAGCUCAGAAAUGGAAGGAACUGGAUGGUUCUAAUGCAACCAUAGAUGAGAACUGGCUCCGAUUUUAUUGGCAGCAAAUACUUCAAGCAGUAAACACCAUUCACGAGGAACGCAUCGUGCAUUCUGAUCUAAAGCCAGCUAAUUUUCUUCUGGUGAGAGGUUCCUUGAAACUAAUAGAUUUUGGGAUCGCCAAGGCUAUAAUGAGUGACACAACUAACAUUCAACGGGACUCGCAGGUCGGGACCCUAAGUUACAUGUCUCCUGAAGCAUAUAUGUGUAAUGAGACAGAUGCUAAUGGAAACACAAUAAAAUGCGGCCGUUCUUCGGAUAUCUGGUCCCUGGGUUGUAUCCUCUACCAAAUGGUCUAUGGGCGAACGCCUUUUGCGGAAUACGAAACUUUCUGGAAGAAAUUCAAAGCCAUCACUGACCCAAAUCACGAGAUCAAGUACGAACCUCUCCCAAACCCAUGGCUUCUGGAUCUUAUGAAGAAAUGUCUUGCAUGGGACCGGAAUGAGCGUUGGAGGAUCCCUCAACUACUCCAACACCCUUUUCUCGUUCCUCCAGUUCCACCUAAAUCACCUAGCCCUCCUGACCAACUUUGUACAGUGCUUCAACUAAUUGCCGAAUCAACAGCAGACGAUCAAAAGGGCGAGCUGCUAUGCUCUCAACUCCAGGCCAUGCUAACGGAUCCAAGAACGUCUGUAUCAAGAGACCAGUUGCGUAAUGUCUGCUCAUUCUCAACCGUUUGGUUUGAGCUUCGGGAACAGUUAGCGGGCUGUGAAGAAACUUACAGGCCGGAUAAAUGCCUCAUUUUCUUCAAGAGAUUUAGAUGUUUUAUCUCCGAGACAAUUUAAUUGUUGUUUAGGUUCCCACUUCCCAUUUAGUCAAGCUUUCAGAUUUUUUUUAUGCUGAUUUGGAGAUCAUACCAUAUGUGGAAAGUGGUUUCUUUUGUAAAAUAUAGCUAUAGAUUUUUGUAGAAAAAAUUGUCUGUAAAGACAAAUGUCACCACCACCACCAUCAUCACAAGUAAGCUAUCCUUUCAUGUUGUA